Messenger RNA from Funneliformis geosporum, 564 nucleotides. The record is from the annotation of a GenBank genome assembly. Lineage: Eukaryota; Fungi; Glomeromycota; Glomeromycetes; Glomerales; Glomeraceae.
AUGUAUUCUAAAAGUAAGAUUGGAGAACAAAAUCCUCAAAUGCCUCAGGAGAUUUCCGAAGUUGGGGAAAACUUAAAUGCAAAGCUAAUUACAGAAACACUACCAGGAAAAAUGCUUUUAGCGCCCGCGACCAUUCUCUCAAAAAAGCCCACUUCAAAAUGGAAGGAUCGUGAUGUUUUACCCAUAACAAAAUUUCUUGCCGGAAGAAACGCAAUCGACGGUACCGGAGAAAAUCUUGAAGGCGCCAAUGCCUUUGCAAAUAUUAGUCAAGAUUUAACAACAUAUAUACUUGAACAUUCCAAAAAUCGAGCCAUGACCAAUUUCGUGUACGUCGUAAUUGACCUUAGUAGUCCAAAUGCUCUCCCAACUAACCUCAACUUAUAUCCGCCGGCUGGUUCUCCUCAUCCUGUAUUAAUUCCUUUCGCGGGAACUAACCAUAUCUUUGUAUUCAACGGUACCGGAUCGACAGCCGCUGCGCAACAUUUUAUCGGUUGGCUCCAAGGCAGUCAACCUGGGAUUAGAGCAUUUGUAUUUCAUACUAGUUGUGCGGCAACAUUUUACUGA